CUUUCCUGGCCACAAACAGGCCUUUCCGGUCCUCAGGCACCAGCCAGCGUGUGUCCAUGUUUGGGGGGCAGAAACAUGGCCCCCAGACUGCCCGGGGGCCGGGGGAGGAGGGGCUCAAGCUUCCCAGGAGGCCUUUGGCCUGCCGCCUCCAGGACAUCUGCUGUGGAAGGAGGGCACUGUGAGUGUCAGGGCCAGGUGGCCAACUGGCAGGCCGCAGCCCAGUCCUCCCCAUUGGCUCAGUGGUCCACUCGCCCCAUCUUCUCUCACUCACCAGAAGGCCUGUAGCCCCGGGCUAGUUUAGUGGAGACCCUGGGCCCACCGGCCAGCUCCAGGCCAGCCUCUGGGGCUCCACCACCAGAAGCUGCAGACAUAUUCCUGAGGAGGGAGGGAAUUCCUGCUCCCACUAAAGAAACGCCCCGUCAGAGCCUCCCCCGGACCCCAGCACGUCCCCUAGAAGCCCUCAAAGUGGGGGAGCUCGGCUCCCUUCCCCAGGCUGGCCACCCCUGGGCAGCCACAGCUCUUCCCAGAGCCGGAGAGAGACAGCGUGCGAGCCGAGGCCUCGCCAGACGACGCUGGCAAUGACAGGGCAGCCCAUCCCUGGGUCGGCUUUACUGCGAAGGGAGCAGGCCGCCGCUACCUGUCAGCUCUCCAGGGAGCUUUCAUAGACAGCUCGCUUGAGGCACCCACGCGGCAGCAUGGGGGGCAGCUGCUCUGGCCCACGCGGUACCGCAGGUUCCUAGGCGAGGAGGCUGAGGUUCCACGUGGUCGAGAGGCCGCCCUUUCUCCUGUGCCGGGCAGGAAGAAGGCUCAAGGCUCCAGGAAGGCCGGGAGUCCAGGGCGUGGAGAGGAUCGGCCCAUCCGGCCCAGGCCUUUGAACUGGCGGAACCCUCCACGGCCGAGUCCCACUUGGCGUGUGGCUCGGACUCUCCCAGGCAGCCAUGCCCAUCUCGGUCCCCGUGCUGCUCUUCGUCCUGCUCCUGGCAGAUGGGACGAGUGCCUUCCGGAUCUGCGCCUUCAAUGCUCAGCGGUUGUCGGUCACCAAGGUGGCGAAGGUCCGCAUCAUGGACUCUCUGGUCAGGAUCCUGGCUCGGUGUGACAUCACGGUGUUGCAGGAGGUGGUGGAUACCUCGGGCGAUGCCAUUCCUUUGCUGCUCAGGGACCUCAACAGGUUUGAUGACUCGGGCCCCUAUAGCUUCCUGAGUAGUCCUCUGUUGGGCCGCAGCACCUACAUGGAGAAAUACGUUUAUGUGUACCGGUCACACAAGACCCAGGUCCUGGGUUCCUACGUGUACGAAGAUAAGUCGGACGUCUUUGCCCGAGAGCCGUUUGUGGCCCAGUUCAGCCUGCCCAGCAAAGUGCUCCCCAGGCUGGCCCUGGUGCCACUGCACACGACCCCCAAGGAUGUGGCCGCGGAGCUGGACGCCCUGUAUGUGGUCUUCCUCAAUGUCUCCCAGCACUGGCAG
Messenger RNA from Gracilinanus agilis (Agile Gracile Mouse Opossum), 1463 nucleotides. It is a transcript of the gene DNASE1L1, whose product is annotated as deoxyribonuclease 1 like 1. Gene Ontology annotation, biological process: DNA catabolic process. The record is from RefSeq and is a predicted model, not a curated record. The transcript is spliced from 6 exons. The annotation marks the transcript as partial. Gene Ontology annotation, cellular component: nucleus. Gene Ontology annotation, molecular function: DNA nuclease activity. NCBI's taxonomy places the organism in Eukaryota, Metazoa, Chordata, Mammalia, Didelphimorphia, Didelphidae.